Messenger RNA from Exophiala spinifera, 867 nucleotides. RefSeq lists its product as uncharacterized. The record is from RefSeq and is a predicted model, not a curated record. Gene Ontology annotation, cellular component: EMC complex. Bases 1 to 867 code for a protein of 288 amino acids. NCBI's taxonomy places the organism in Eukaryota, Fungi, Ascomycota, Eurotiomycetes, Chaetothyriales, Herpotrichiellaceae. The transcript has a single exon.
AUGGAGUAUCUGGAGUUCUACUCUGUUCAUUGCUUUGGCUGCAAACUGCCACUACUCAACUUCAUCCUGCACAAGUACGUCCCUGCAGCUCACAUCCUCCGACCCAUCCCACAAAACCAUCAGAAAAUGACAGGCAUACUAUUGACCCUGGUCUCUGUCCUCUGCCUUCUCACCAGCGCGAGAGCUGCAACACUUCGAAUCCAAAUCCCACCAUCGAAUCUCCUCCCAAAUCCAAAUGCUCUGCCAGCUUCUACCCAUGCCACUCUGACCUCUGGUACUGGGCAACCUUUACGAGCAGUCCUUCGCAAAGGCAGCUACUUUGAAUUCCCCGAUAUCACAACCGUCGGCUCCCAUCUUCUGGACAUUUACACCCGCGAUUACGUUUUUGCUCCAUAUCGCAUCGAUCUCGCCCCGUCCUCCUCCGACUCUUCUUCAACAGUGAUUACAGGAGCAUGGGAGACAUAUAGAGGCACAAGGUGGGAGGACCGCGGUAUCGCGCUAGUUCCCGCACCCACGGAUCGCUUGGAGAUGUCAGCCAAAGUACUCUUGAGAAAGAAUUUCUACGAAGAACGACAAGGAUUCAAUCCCCUAAGCUUGCUUAAGAAUCCCAUGAUUUUGAUGGGCGUUGUUGCUCUUGCGUUUACUUUCGGUAUGCCCAAGCUGAUGGAGAACAUGGACCCAGAAAUGCGAGCCGAAUAUGAGGAGAUGCAGAAGAAAGGCCCCAUGUCUGGCCUCGCACAAGCGAUGCAAGGCGGAGGAACCAGCGGGCCAGCGAGCAACUUUGAUUUGGCAAGUUACUUGGCGGGUAGCGGCAAGAGUACGGGCAGCGACAAGGCGUCAGAGGGAAUAAGAGAGCGGAAACGAUGA